Molecule: messenger RNA, 759 nt
Organism: Chelonoidis abingdonii (Abingdon island giant tortoise)
Lineage: Eukaryota; Metazoa; Chordata; Testudines; Testudinidae
Source: RefSeq, a predicted model, not a curated record
AUGUUCAUGUUCAUCAUCCAACUACCAAAUGGUGUUACUUAUCAUACUGGGACGUAUCAAGACAGAUUAGCAAAGCUGCAAGAACAUCUCCGUCAGCUAUCAAUACUCUUCAGGAAACUGAGAUUAGUCUAUGACAAAUGCAAUGAAAACUGUGCAGGGCUAGAUCCUGUUCCCAUAGAGCAACUUAUUCCAUAUGUUGAAGACGAUGGAUCCAAGCAUGAUGAUCGUGGUGUUGCCAGCCAGCUUCGUUUUGCUAGUGAGGAAAGAAGGGAAAUCAUGGAAGUAAAUAAGAAACUGAAACAGAAGAAUCAGCAGCUGAAGCAAAUUAUGGAUCAAUUACGGAAUCUCAUUUGGGACAUAAAUGCCAUGUUGGCAAUGAGGAACUGAACUAUGAUACAAUUUAAGUAUUUUUUGUAAUUAUGAAAAUAGACUUUCUUUAUUUGUUUGAAAAUACUUAAUUUCUUUUUUCUAAAAAGCCCUUCAUUUUACCCUCUCCUAAUCCCACUGGUAGACAAAACUCCUUUAAUGUUACUAUGUGGUUUCUUUUGCGAUAUUUAAAUGUGUUGGUUCUGUUUGUGUAAACAAUUCAUCAUGUAAUUUGUACACACGAUAGAGACUCAUUUGUGUUUACUACAAUAAGCUUUGUAACCUGUAGUCAUAUUUUUGUUAGCAUUCCAGUUCCGCUGAUAUUUUUUUUAAGCUGACUUCAAAACUUGUGUUUUGAAAUAAAUUUCUUGAUGUUUAAACAAAUAAAGCUUU